AUGGAUUCCAUCUACUCGGCCACUUACAGCCAGAUACCAGUGUAUGAAUUCAAGCUAGAUGGCGAAAGUAUUAUGCGGCGGAGGCAUGAUGAUUGGGUGAAUGCUACACAUGUUCUCAAAGCUGCAGGCUUUGACAAGCCUGCCAGGACUCGAAUUCUGGAACGAGAAAUUCAAAAAGGAGAGCAUGAGAAGGUGCAAGGCGGCUAUGGAAAGUACCAGGGAACCUGGAUACCCCUCCAAGAGGCUCGUUUGUUAGCAGAGCGGAACAAUGUUCUCACCAAGUUGGCGCCCAUCUUCGAUUACGUCGCUGGUGAACACAGUCCGCCACCUGCCCCCAAGCACGCGUCCGCGUCUUCCAAACCACGGGCACCACGAAAAUCAAAGAAAGACACCGCUGCCACAACAGCCGCUGCCGCUGCCGCCGCUACUGCUGCGGCGGAGGCCUUCUCUGUGAUGGGUCCUCCAACCCUCCCCCGUGAUCAACCAACAAUUCCUCACGAAGAAUACGACAUGGGCGCCGGUUUCGACGACAAUGAGUCCGUUGAACAUACAACGCUCGACUCAUCAUCCAUGAUGGCCGAUGAAGAUGCGCACUUGUCGCAACAUGGGGGACGAAAGCGCAAGCGUGGGACUAAUCAAGGGCCCAUAAUGAGUGUACACGAACAGGAACACGUCAUGUAUGGCGAUCAAUUGCUCGACUACUUCAUGACCGUCGGCGACGCCCCCCAAGCGACGCGCAUUCACCCUCCAGUCCCUCCCGCCAAUUUCCAAAUUGAUCGACCCAUUGAUGAUUCGGGCAAUACGGCCCUGCACUGGGCCUGCGCCAUGGGCGACUUACAGAUUGUUCAAGAUCUACUUCGUCGAGGAGCGACUAUUUUCUCACUCUCCAUUCAUGAAGAAACCCCUCUCGUUCGCGCUGUGUUGUUUACCAAUAACUACGAAAAACGGACUUUCGGCGCUCUGCUUGAUGUCCUGUUGGACAGUGUCGCAUUCCGUGACUGGUUUGGGGCUACUAUCUUUCACCACGUUGCAGAGACCACAAGGAGCAAAGGCAAGUGGAAGAGCUCCAAGUAUUAUUGCGAUAUCCUCCUCGAUAAGAUAUGCAACAACCUGUCUUCAGAUGAGGUCGACUUGCUGUUAGCUUGCCAGGACAACAACGGUGACACGGCCGCCCUUGUGGCUGCUCGCAACGGGGCAUUCCACCUAGUGAAUAUGCUGGUAGCGCAUUGCCCACGAACCAUGCAUCUCGUAAACAAAAAAGGCGAGACUGCCAGCCAAAUCGCUCAACGAUCUAAUAUCGAGGCUGAAGCACCGGUUGCCACGUCGUCUAUUGCCAUGGCCAACGACCAGAUAGAUGGAGAACUUACUGCCCCGAUGCCUUCGGACCACAUGUCCAUCACAUCACAGCAAGUUGAUUCUGCUGCAAACUCAGACCUGCUUUCCAAGAUUGGUGCGAUUAUGGCCGACGCCAACAAGAGACUUGGGUUGACCUACGGCGACCCCCAAACCUCUCAGCGAGAGUCAACCGACAUUGCCAACCCAGAAGCACUGCAUCGACAACUUGAGUUGGAUCGGGACAACAUUCGCAAACAGAUGUCUAUGCUGACCUACAAGGAGGCCGAGGCGCCCAUCGAUAGCGAGUUGAGCGUUCUGGGUGAAGCGCAGAUCAGGUACAAGUCUCUGGUUGAGCAUGACCAUCACAGUCGUCUGCAGAAUUUCUUGAGCGCAUCAGUCUUAUCCACAGAUUCAUCCUCUCAGGGUGUGGAAACUGCCACCGAAAAAUACCAAAUUACACGUCAACUCCUCCUUGCGCACUCGCGGCGCUGUGAAGCAGUCAAAGGUCUUGCACAGCAGACCGCAGAUGCAGGUGUGAGCACCAAGUUUGAUGUGCACCGUAAACUAGUGACUCUGGCCACUGGUUUAAAAGAGGAAGAACUGGACCCAAUGGCGUCUGAACUUGCCGCAGAACUCGAAUUUGACCGCUUGAAUGGCAAAGGACCAUCUAACGGGCAGGAUAACAUUGAAGAUGGUUUCUUCCAAUAG
Messenger RNA from Penicillium verhagenii, 2043 nucleotides. RefSeq names its product putative APSES transcription factor. NCBI's taxonomy places the organism in Eukaryota, Fungi, Ascomycota, Eurotiomycetes, Eurotiales, Aspergillaceae. The transcript is spliced from 3 exons. Gene Ontology annotation, molecular function: protein binding; DNA binding; transcription regulator activity. Gene Ontology annotation, cellular component: SBF transcription complex; MBF transcription complex. The record is from RefSeq and is a predicted model, not a curated record. Bases 1 to 2043 code for a protein of 680 amino acids.